Molecule: messenger RNA, 888 nt
Organism: Saxophila tyrrhenica
Lineage: Eukaryota; Fungi; Ascomycota; Dothideomycetes; Mycosphaerellales; Extremaceae
Exons: 4
Coding region: 1-888 (295 amino acids)
Source: RefSeq, a predicted model, not a curated record
AUGGACCACUUCAAAGCUGCAAAGCUUUUUGGCGUCGAAGGCAUGGUCUUCGUCAUCACUGGCGGCGGAAGCGGUCUGGGAGAGAUGAUGGCGCUUGCCCUCGACACGAACGGGGCGAAGAGUGUCUUCAUUCUUGGUCGCAGGGUGCAAAGCCUGCAGAAGGUGGCAGACAAGGCGAUCAACAAGUCUGUCAUCCCUGUCGCAUGCGAUGUCACCUCUAAAGAAGCGCUGCAAGCCGCCGUGGACGUGAUCAAGGCCAAGACCCCAUUCGUGAACGCCGUGGUAGCCAACUCUGGCAUUCUGGGACCCCUCACCGCCGUUCCCCCUCGUCCGGCCGACGUGACCCUCUCGGCGGUGCAGGAAGCGCUAUGGGCCACCUCGCUCCAAGAGUCGCAGAGCGUCAUGAACGUCAACACGGUAGCCCCGUUCUACACCUUUGUCGCCUUCAUGGGCCUCUUGGAUGCCGGCAACACGCACCCCGACAGCCGUGGCAAGAAGGAUUUCAUUCAGAGCCAGUUCAUCACCACCCUCAGCCUCGCGUCCUUCAGUCGCAAGGAGAAUGUCGGGUUCCAGUAUAUGGCCAGCAAAGCCGGGCUGGCGCACCUGACUAAAAGUCUGGCUACGAAUUUUGGUCCAAGGGGCAUUCGAGCGAACGCAAUUGCGCCGGGGAUGUUUCUAACUGACAUGACGGACUUCGUUGCCCAAGGCGCCGAUUGGAGCGUGCCCGGCAGUCUUCCGACUGAGAUGGUGCCGAUGACCAGGACCGGGACUUCGGAAGACAUGGCAGGCGCCAUUCUGUUCCUCACGUCCCGCGCCGGCGCAUUCUCGAAUGGCAAUGUGGUUCUCGUGGAUGGCGGAAGCAUCGGGAAUGAACCAGGAAGCUAUUGA